GGUUAGUAAGCGCAUAUAUUAAUCAUUAAUUUUUCUUUCAAAGUGAGAGCUGGACUUCGUCACCUUUACUACCCUCUUUGUUUUUUCAAGUUGUAUUUUUACGUUCGAAUUUGGACGAGCUCACAGCAGGUCUCUGAGCAAAAUGGUUCUGGGCAACGGCAGCAGAUACAAACGGCUAGCAGCGCUGUACCGUUUUCUACACGUACACACAACGCACCGAGCAACACUCAGCACGCCCGGCCCAGCACCCACCGCUAGGGCGCUGAUCCAGCCAGCAUUAUCACAGGCAGCGCCGGGUGCGCAGAGGCAACCCUGGCAGCACACCCAGACGCGGGCCACCACCAGCGACACAGCCUCUUCGGCUGAGUCGGCUGAGUCGGCCUUGCUGCUGGACAGGACGAUCAGCACCAGCAGCGUGCUCCAGACAGUGCGCGAGUGCCGGCAAAAGCACCCGCAGUGCGUUCUUCUCGUGCGCGUCGGCGACUUUUACGAGCUGUACAUGGACCAGGCCGACUCCGUAGGCGGGCACAUUCUGGGGCUGCAGGUGGUCGACAAGAAGUUCCGCAACGGCUCGGUUCGGUUCACAGGGUUCCCUGCACGCUCGCUCCUGCGGUACCUCGAGAUCCUCGUGAGCCGCCACGGAAUGAGCGUUGCGCUGUGCGAGCAGUUCCAAGAGCCCAUGCGGCGGUCGUUUACGCGCAGGGUCACACGGGUCGUCACCCCCGGCACGCUGAUCGACGACCAGUGCGUGGCCACCACGCGCGUGCACAACUACAUUCUGUGCGUGGCGCCUGUGGAUGCUGCGCACGCAGAGCGGGCGGCAUUCGGUUCCGCAGCAUUCGACCCGUCGUCAGUUGAGUUGCCCGAGCCGGUGGCUUUCGACCUGGGGCUGGCGUGGCUGGACGUGGCCACGGGCGACUUCAUGACCGGCACGGCGUCGUCCGACACGCUGAGCGCCGACCUCGCGCGCAUCCGGCCGUCGGAGAUCCUCGUUGACGAGACCAACGCGACGCUGCGCCGCCUCCUUGCCAAGGCGCAGGCCGAGGCACCGGCCGGCCGCCCGCCCAUCACGCCAGUGCCUGGCGUCUCCUUCCGCCUGGUCGAGUCUGCCGAAGGCCUGCUGGCCGCUGCCGAGCUGGCAACCGGCGAGCUGGCGGCAGCGCGCGCGCUGCUCAACUACGUGCAGGCCACGCAGCUCGGCCUGCUCCCGCCGCUGCAGCCGCCGCGCCAGUACCGGCCAGAGGGCCACGUGCGCAUGAGCGCCGCGACCAUCCAGGCGCUGGAGCUUUUGCGGCCGCUGCACGCCGGCUCGGCUCCCGGCAGCAGCCCGGCGGCAGCAUCGCUGCUGGGCGAGCUGGACUCGACGCGCACCAGCGCCGGCGGCCGUCUGCUGGCCAAGCGCCUGGCCGCGCCGUCCACCGACGCGGCGAUUGUCGAGGCGCGGCUCGACCUUGUCGAGCUCUUCGCCGUGUCGCAGCGGAUUCGGGCCCGCGUGGCUGCGCAUUUGGACGGCAUCGGCGACAUUGAGCGCGCCGUCAACAAGCUUUCGCUCAACUGCGGCGGCCCCCACGACCUGCUGGAGAUCGCACGGACGCUGCGGGAGGUGGCGCGCAUCAAGGCGCUUCUGCGCGCCCACCUGGACGCGCCGCCUCGCCCGCCUGCCAGGAAAUCUGCCGCGCGCCGCCCGCCGGCCAUUGCUGAUUCCGGCCGCCGCGCCGAGAUCCUGGCCGCGGUCGGGCGCAAAGAGCAGGCGAUGGUGGCGCUGGACGCGCUGGCCGUGGACAUCGAGCGCAAGAUCCGCGCCGACGCCGACCGCGAUGUGCGCGUCUUCGGCUUCCUCAAGCCCAACUGCAGCAGCACCGUCACGCAGCUCCACCGCGACCUGCGGCUUAAGGAUGCCGAGCGCCAGGCCAUGCAGGAGCACUGGCAGCGCCAAUACACGUGCGCGUCGCUUAAGCUCGACACCGCAUCGCACCUCGGCCACUUUAUCGAAGUGUCCAAGCGCGACUCUGAGAAACUCCAGGCCAACGCGGAGUUCCGUAUGAUCCAGUCGCUGAAGAGCAAGGUGCGCUUUGAGAACCAGCGGUGGACCUACUUGCUUUCGGAAAUCGACAUGUUGCGGACCCGCGUACAGGCGGAGGAGAUGCGCGUGUUCGAGGAGUUGAGGGACGAGGUGCUGCGGGCGAGCUUCGUGAUCCGGACCAACAGCAAGGUGCUCGCGGACCUGGAUUGCUCGAUAUGCAUGGCUGAGCUGGCUUCGGCCAGGCAGUAUGUGCGGCCGCGGUUUGUUGGCCCCAUGGAGUCGCAUGUGGUCACCAAUGGCAGGCACCCAGUGGUGGAGUCGCAGCUGCUGGACAGCAACCGGCAGUACGUUUCCAAUGACUGUCGAUUCGAGGCUGAUACCCGCGUGCUGCUGCUGACGGGCCCUAAUAUGGGCGGUAAGUCUACGUACCUACGGCAAAUCGCCCUCGUAUCCAUCAUGGCGCAGAUCGGCUCCUUUGUGCCUGCGGACCUUGCCCAGCUGCAUAUCCUAGAUGCAAUAUACUCGCGCAUCGGUGCCCAUGAUAACCUCGCCCUGGACCAGUCCACCUUUAUGGUGGAGAUGACUGAGGCUGCAGAGAUCCUCCGCCAUGCGACCCCUCGGUCCCUGGUUAUUCUGGACGAAAUCGGCCGUGGUACUUCCACUGCGGAUGGCGUGUCAAUUGCCUACGCCACUUUGAAAUACCUCCAUGAUGUGGUGCAGUGCAAAGCUGUGUUUGCCACACAUUACCAUGAGCUGAUUCCUCAUGUCGUGCCAACUUUGAAAAACCUCGUGCCGCUGCAUACUGCUAUUUAUGAGGAUAAUGAGGGCGGUUUUGCGUUUUUGCAUAAGGUUAGGGAGGGCGUUUGCACAAAGUCACAUGCAUUUUAUGUUGCCCAGAUUGCGGGCAUUCCGAGAGCUGUUUUGGAUACUGCCAGGGAAUUUGCUGCCAGCCAUUUUGGAACGAAUGGCCGAGAGUGAUUCAAAAAUAACUAUUUUCCAAUUGUAUAUUUCAAUAUGAUGCCUGUUCAAAGUGGCUUAGCAUAUGGC
This is a messenger RNA of Kickxella alabastrina, 3070 nucleotides long. RefSeq names its product muts domain V-domain-containing protein. Gene Ontology annotation, molecular function: ATP-dependent DNA damage sensor activity; ATP binding; mismatched DNA binding. The transcript has a single exon. Bases 143 to 3001 code for a protein of 952 amino acids. NCBI's taxonomy places the organism in Eukaryota, Fungi, Kickxellomycota, Kickxellomycetes, Kickxellales, Kickxellaceae. The record is from RefSeq and is a predicted model, not a curated record. Gene Ontology annotation, cellular component: nucleus. Gene Ontology annotation, biological process: mismatch repair.